GUUUCGAGGAAGAGGGCGUAAACUGCACCAGCGCCGCCCUCUCCCCUUGUGGUCUGCUGAUGGCAGUGGGUCCCACAACUUCCUCAUUUUCCUAAAUGGGCAGCUUCAGUUUUAGAAGCCUAGGUCGUCCCGGGCUGACCCAAGUGGCGGAUCCAGCAUAGGCCUAGGCCCUAGCCUGGGAUUCCUGCCCCCGCUGGGUGGUCCUCACUGCUUGGAGCCAUGGCUCCCAUCUUCCUGCUGCUGCUGCUGUGGCUCCAGGGCCCCAUCUCAGGUGACCCUGUUGGGAGUGUGUACUCCAAAGUGCAGCACUUUGAAGGGGAGACUCUGUCCGUGCAGUGCUCCUACAAGAACCGCAAAAACCACGUAGAGGGCAAGGUUUGGUGCAAAAUCAGGAGGAGGAAGUGUGAGACUGGGUUCACCCGUGUCUGGGUGCAGGGGCCACGCUACUUGCUGCAGGACGAUACCCAGGCCAAGGUGGUCAACAUCACCAUGGCGGCCCUGAGGCGCCAGGACUCAGGCCGGUACUGGUGCAUGCGCAACAGCUCCGGCAUCCUCUACCCUCUGAUGGGCUUCCUGCUGGAAGUGUCUCCAGCAUCCACAACCAAGAGAGACACUCCUCUUCCGGAGGUGGCCAGCAUCCUGAAGAGUGGGAUUGUCGUUACAACAGGCCCUGCCCCUGCUGUGGGCCCUGCGGCCCCUUUCACCACCAGUCCGACGCUCUUCGCACCUGGGCUCCUCACCUUGGCCAGACCCUUGCCCUCUCCGGCCCCAGGGACCAUCAGACUGACCUCCGUGGCAGGUUACAGCUUCACUGACGCCAGCCCCUCCACUGAAGGGUCCAGGAGGACCAUGGGGCCCCAGACAGUGACUGCAUUUCCCAGCAAUGCCAGAGCCUCCUCUGCUGGCCCAGCUUCCACCCCGACCAAGGCUGGUCACCUGUGCACCAGAUCGCCUACCACCAGCAGAUCUCUCCUCAACCAAUUAUCCCCUAGCAGGCACCAGGAUUCUUAUCUCAUUGUGUUUGUUGGGGUGCUGGCCUUGCUCCCAGUGCCUGUGAUGCUGAUCGUGGUCUAUGGGCUCUGGAAGAAGAGACACAUGGGAAGCUACAGCAUGUGCCAUGAUCCUGCCAGACCCUGGAGGGACCCAUCUACAAGUCUGGAGCCUCCGUGGAAGGCUGCUUGGUCUGAAGACACUUAACUGGGGUCAGGGGGAGUUUCUCCCAGAGGGGUUCUGGGAGGCCAGCGGAGGAAUGAAGAUGGGGAUCUGUCUGGAUUGGAGCCAGGAUGGGGUGAGGACUGUGCAACACUGGACUCAGGCCUUCACAGAACCGGAGACUGCACUGCACCUGCUCAGUUCCCCUGGGCUGCUAGGAACCUGGCCGGAGGGUGCAGGGAGAGAGGGAGGCUGAGCAGAGAGUACCAGGCAGGAAGUCCCAGGGAAGGCACCGAGGGAAUUCUGCUCAGAGCCACAGACCCCUGGGCCCCAGCUGGAUGGCAGAGAAGCCCUGAUGGUGCUGUUUGCAGACAGAGAACCUCAGAUCCCGUUGGCCUUGGAACACUUUACUAGCAAGCUGACAAGGGGAGGGCUGCCCUUUUCCUGCCCAGGCCCUGCCCUCAGUUUCUCUCUGCUCUCCUCAAGCUUCCCCAUGCCCUCGGGGGAAGAAAAACUCCUAGAAGCAGCCCAUGUUCCAAGCGCCCCAUCCUGGAGGAGAGGAAGGGACGGUGACUAAGAGCUGGGGGUCCACAGAGGCGUUGGGGACCCCAGAGCUGUCCAAGCCCCCCACCCCUGGGCCAUGUGUUCUCUACAGGGCCUCUGGAUGUGCCUGCCUGACAGCACUGCUUGUCCCUCGUCUUGGGAGCCAGCAGACCCCAUAUUCCCACUGCUGCUGCCUGCUGGCGCCCCCUCCAGGGAAAGCGGAGACCUGCCAGCUGAGCCCUCCAGCUGCAGGACCAGCCUGUCCCCAGACUGGCAUGCAGAGGCUGACCAGGGCUAUCUCCCCCAGUUCCCAAACCGGGGAUCUGGUUCUGGGCUCCUGGAGUGGAUGGAGGGCCCUCCAGAGACCACUGGAAGGGAGACCAUGGCUUAGAAAAGGGGAGAUCACCUCCCCGUGGGGACUCAUUGUCCCCUGGGAAGAGAGGACCCCCCUGUGAUACAGCAAAGACAACUCAGAGCUGAGCACAGCCUGGAAGACUGCUAGGGCAGGGAGGACGGAGUCAAGGAGCCUGGGCGAGGAGGCCAAUGGCCAGAGGAUCUGCCCUUCCUCACAGCUCCCGGCUCAGACUCUGCCUCUUCUGCAGUGAAGGCUGAAGAAAAUGGACUGAUUUCUUCCCUGGAAAGAGGGGUCUACCAGCCUGGAACCACUGGAAUGAGAGCCUGGGGGUAGCCGUGGCCUCUCAACUCUUAGCUCUGAGUCAGAGCCCUACCAGAUGGGAGAGCAAACAUCAUAGUCAGGAGAGUGACACAGUCAGGGCCUUGAUAGGCAGCGAGGCGGCCGGGGCCACUCCAGGGUGGAACUAGGGAGAGAGGAAGGGGCAGGGGGCAAUCCUGGGGUGCAGCAGGGAGGCAGCACUUUUUCCCUAUAUCCAGGAGGGGGCACUAGAGGGCAGACUGAGGAACUGACAGGCCUGGUGCCAGGACACACAUACACACAAACGCACACACACACAAGAUGAUAACCAUCCUCCCUAUCAGGAGGGUGUGGCCAUCACCCGAUGUGUAAACAGGAGGUGGUUUAUUCUCCACUCAAACCACACGCUGCCCCAGGUGACAUCAGGAUGUCGGUGGGAGAGCACUGCAGAGGCUCAGGACUGGGACCCAGUGAUGCCACCUGUCCCUGUGGGAACCUGUGCAAGUCACUAACCCUAUCAGGCCCCAUUUUUCGUCUCUUGUGAAAGGGGACCCUAAUUCCUACUCAGGACUGUUUUCAAGAUAAAAUGAAGUAACACAAACCUUACACAAACGAGUAAAUGCCUCGUGAUGCCUGGCCCUCGUGUUCUUUUUCCAGGUCUAAUGCUUGUCACAGUCUAUUUUUAAGACUGUCAGACCCUAUUUCUCUAUUUUGUCCUCGUUUGAAAGGGGCCAGGGAGGGUGGAGGGGAACAUGAUUAGGCCCCAGGUGGUGGGUGCUGGACUCGGAGGCCUUUGUCCUCUGAUGUUACAAACGGUAGCUGUUAGGGACACCGACUAUCCCUGUUUGCCCAGGAUGAUGGGGCUCCUGGGACCAGGCAGACCUCUCACCCAUGGAGGCUGUCCCCACGUGAACCUGUGGUAAGGAAGGACACAGAGCCCUAAGAAGGAGGUGCAGACCCCAUGCCCCAGCUCCCCAGCUCUUAUGGGCUUGGGCGGCCUGUUUGGACCUCCGGGCCCCCAGGACAUUUUCCCCACACCACAGCUUCUCAAUUCCUCCUUCCUGCUCUUACCCUUAUCCCCAGCAGAUCCACGGCAAGCAGGUGCAGAGCAGGGGUGGAUAUCAGACAGGCCAGGGCUGUUGCUGCCUUUGGUGGAUGAGAUGAGGAGGCUUUCUGAACAAUGGGCUGCUUCCUGUCGUGGCCGUGGGAAUGAGCAAAAAAGAAACCCCAGCCCUCACAGGACAUUUGCUCUGUGAACCUGGCCACAGAUCUAACCGCACAGGACACACGUGCUCUCACUGUGAGGCCAGUAGGCCAGCCUGAGGUUCAUGGUCCCAAAUGGCUGCAAAUGUGCUUCUCAUUCUGCAUCAUACUGGGUGGGCGGACACUGCGCUGUGCUGCUCAGCUCCUACUUCAGGCUGAUAGGCUUCUUGCCCAGGUGCUGGGAGUAGUGAGGGCAGAAGGCGGCCUCGCCCCAGGCAUUCCCCUCCCAGGGCAGCCACCCGCCUUUCCCACUGAUUGGUGCAGGAGUUUGAAGCCCUGGCACUCCCUGCCUCCGCGGCGAGUCCUGAAGGGUCUCCUGCCCAUCCUGCUUCCUUCUCUUCCCCAGCCUGGUCCCAAGCACUUUAAACCUCCCGUACCAACCACCACCUCAGAGUCUGCUCCUUACAAGCCUAAUGUGCCCCACUGCAGGUUUACAGGGUCAUCUCUGAGGUGGGAAGCCCCAUGAAAAGACCAGCAGGACCCCCAGGCAAGGCCAUUACUCUCCUGCCAGCACCAGCCAGUUCCCUGGUCCAGCGGCAUUACUUCGCUUUUUAAACUCUGAAAGGGCUUACUUCUAGGAAAGUGGAACUUACCCCUAAGAUUCUAUUGGUUCCCUGAGCUAACUCCUGAUUGGUCCAUUUCAAUCGCUCCUGAUUGGUCCAUUUCUGCAAAGCUUGUUCCUAAUUAUUCACAUUUGCUAUACCUUAUUUGCAGAUGAUGUCACAAAAUGUUGUGAAGUCUAGACUGUAGCCUAUAAAAGGCUGUGUAACCCUACAGAUGGGGUCCAGAGCUUGGAAUGUUAACUCCUCUGGGCCCACUGGUGUAAUAAGCCUAAAUUCUCCAGCCCUCCGAGUGCUGCUUGGUCUCUCGCCUGAAUCUAGGUUGCUGUCACAACUGAGCUGUAACACACUUUGCUGCAACAUUUCCUUUAUCUAUUAACCAUAAACAAUUGUUGUUC
This is a messenger RNA of Camelus dromedarius (Arabian camel), 4568 nucleotides long. RefSeq names its product triggering receptor expressed on myeloid cells like 2 (gene TREML2). Gene Ontology annotation, molecular function: signaling receptor activity. NCBI's taxonomy places the organism in Eukaryota, Metazoa, Chordata, Mammalia, Artiodactyla, Camelidae. The transcript has 5 exons. Gene Ontology annotation, cellular component: cell surface. The record is from RefSeq and is a predicted model, not a curated record. The coding region runs from base 220 to 1197 and encodes 325 amino acids. Gene Ontology annotation, biological process: T cell activation.